AGAAGAAGAAGAGAAGACAAGCGGGGAGAUAUAGAAACUUUCUUCUCAAAGAGAGCUGAUCUUUUGAAGCUUUCGAGGGACGUUCAGAGGUCACCAGUGGAUUAUUUAUUUACCUGGGAGAGAGCACAUUAUAUUUAAACGUUUUACCAGGGUUUUCGCCAUUCUUCCUGUCUGUCCAUGGUGGUUUGUAACAGCAAUGGUUUAUUCGAUACGAUCGAUAAUCCUCAUGAAGUGUUUUCAGAAGAAUGAAGACACCCGGGUAACAAGGGUGAAGACUUUACCCGACCGGAGGAGUUGAGCUCGGAGCCGACCGGAGGAGUUGAGCUCGGAGCCGACCGGAGGAGUUGAGCACGAAAUUCAACAAGAUCACUUCCUGAUGAUGACAGUAAACAUGGAUGACGAGGAGGCGCUGAACUCCAUCAUGAAGGACCUGGCAGCUCUGGGUCGCUGCUACGCCCAGCAACACGACAGCAGUAGCCACAAACCCAAGCCCAGGACCUUGCUGUACAAACAGGAUUUAAGAGUCAAGCUGGAGCAUGAGAGAGAGAAACGCAUCAUCCCGUUCCAGCGACCUCUGAAAAUCAAGGAGCUGCUCCAGAAGGUCACAGAGGCCUUUGGACAACAGAUGGACCUCUUCUACACAGACAAAGAGCGUCUGGUUCCUCUAAAGAGCCAGGAGGAUCUAGACAGAGCGGUGCUCAACGUGGGCUCUAGCAGCCUGCUCAGACUACUGCUGAAAACUCCCAAGAACAACCACUUCCUACAGGUGGGCAGUAGGGACAAACAGAGCGAGCUUAGGUCGUCCCGUUCUCUAGGGGAUCUGAAGGGUUGUAUACUCAAGAGCUCAGAGAGGGUCCGAAAACACUCCACAGGUUCUCUCCAUGCAGGUCGUAGGUCCCCCCCUCCAGGCUCGGUCCCAGAGGAGCAGCAGCAGAUUGCCAGGCAGGGCUCCUUCACCUCUAUUCACACAGAGGGAGAGUUUAUACCUGAGGGUCUGGAUCAGAAGUUGCUGGAGCCCUUUGGGAGUGCAGGCAACUCUCUGUCCAGCAGCUGUCAAUCAAUAGACCAAGCAUUGGACAGCCCUCCUUUUUCCCAGAACAACCGAGACAACAACUAUCUGAGCCUCAACUAUGAAGGACACCGAGGGCGCCACAGUAAAGGAGGAACUUUCCCUCGUCAAUUCCACUUGUCCAAUGGCAGCAAAGACUACAGCGAUGGUCGGAGGACGUUCCCUCGGAGCUUCAUGCCUCAGGAGAACCUGUUUCAGCUGGUUCCAUCCAGUCAGACCCGGAGUUACAACGGAGACAGCACUCUACAGUACAGCGACCUCCGUACGCUGGGCCGAGUCCCAGAGAAGAGCUGCCCCCGCAGGGAAGUACCCAGAUCUCCGCAGGCGCCGGUGAACUGGCGUCAGGGGAAGCUGCUGGGUCGUGGGGCGUUUGGGGAGGUAUACCUCUGUUACGACGCCGACACCGGACGGGAGCUGGCCGCCAAACAGGUGCCCUUUGACCCAGACUGUCAGGAAACCAGCAAGGAGGUGAAUGCUCUGGAGUGUGAGGUCCAGCUGUUGAAGAACCUGCAUCAUGAGCGGAUCGUUCAGUACUACGGGUCUUCCAGGGACCUGGAGAAGAGGAAACUCACCAUCUUUGUUGAGUUCAUGCCUGGGGGUUCCAUUAAGGACCAGUUGAAGGCAUAUGGGGCGCUGACAGAGAAGGUGACGCGGCGCUACACCAGACAGAUCCUCCAGGGAGUCUUCUACCUUCACAGCAACAUGAUCGUACACAGAGAUAUCAAAGGUGCCAACAUCCUGAGAGACUCCACUGGCAACAUAAAGCUGGGGGACUUUGGGGCCAGUAAACGCAUCCAGACCAUCUGCAUGUCAGGAACUGGCAUCAAAUCCGUCACCGGCACACCUUACUGGAUGAGCCCAGAAGUCAUCAACGGAGAAGGAUACGGACGCAAAGCUGAUGUCUGGUCUGUGGCGUGCACAGUGGUGGAGAUGCUUACCCAGAAGCCUCCCUGGGCGGAAUACGAGGCCAUGGCAGCUAUCUUUAAGAUAGCCACGCAGCCCACCAAGCCCUUCCUCCCUGAGGGUGUUUCCGAGGCCGCCCGGGACUUUGUGCGCCAGGUGUUCAUAGAGGAGAAGUGGCGUCCCACGGCCGAGAACCUCCUCUCACACCCCUUCGUCCAAGGGGGGUUCUGACCCUGACCUCUAACACCCCCAGGGCCACCCUGCCUCCCAGGCCUCUCCACAGCUCCAGUCCUCCAGGCUUCCAGGGCCCAGCACCACUCCACUCCAGGGCCCAGCACCAUGAUGCCAGACCUGAUCAUAACCUGAGCCCCAGUCUCUCUCCUUCACCAACUAACUGGCCCCAGACCUGAUCAUAACCUGAGCCCCAGUCUCUCUCCUUCACCAGCUAACUGACCCCAGACCUGAUCAUAACCUGAGCCCCAGUCUCUCUCCUUCACCAACUAACUGGCCCCAGACCUGAUCAUAACCUGAGCCCCAGUCUCUCUCCUUCACCAGCUAACUGACCCCAGACCUGAUCAUAACCCGAGCCCCAGUCUCUCUCCUUCACCAGCUAACUGACCCCAGACCUGAUCAUAACCUGAGCCCUAAUCUCUCCUAUAUGUUGUCUGUCUUGUGAUCAGUGGUCACCUUCUAUAUUCUGUUAGGUUAAGAGCAAACUCUGAAAAUACAUCCCACCUGUCAGGACUGUAAGUUAGUCAUCUAGUGUCCCUGUUGUCUUUGAGUAAUAUUCUGCUUCAAAGGGGAUUGUGAACAAUGUUUGUAAUACAUCCUAGAUGAACACUUGCAGUUACCUUAACAGUUGAUGUCUAUACUUUGACCUGAGAUAUGUACAUUUAGUUUUGUCUGAAUUGCCAAACGCCUUACAAUGAAUGACGAGUUGUAAAAUAGCAUUCGUGUACAUUUACAGAAUGACCCUGUUUCUACAACAUUAGCACUCUUUCUAAUUCGGAAAGAGACUGUUGCACAUUUUAUAGCAUGUAUUCAGUAGGUGCCCCAUUGCAGGAUAAUCAACAGGAAAAAAUAGAUGCUGUAAAUAUAUUUGACAUUUUUAUAAUUU
Molecule: messenger RNA, 3089 nt
Organism: Oncorhynchus mykiss (rainbow trout)
Lineage: Eukaryota; Metazoa; Chordata; Actinopteri; Salmoniformes; Salmonidae
Gene: map3k22
Product: mitogen-activated protein kinase kinase kinase 22
Biological process (GO): protein phosphorylation
Molecular function (GO): protein binding; protein kinase activity; ATP binding
Source: RefSeq, a predicted model, not a curated record